Messenger RNA from Cylindrotheca closterium, 3084 nucleotides. The record is from the annotation of a GenBank genome assembly. Lineage: Eukaryota; Bacillariophyta; Bacillariophyceae; Bacillariales; Bacillariaceae.
AUGCGAUUCCCUUCAUUCUCUGCUAUCAAGUCCCUCCCCACCGAUGCGGACUAUAAUGCUCUCUUGAAGAACGGUUUCCAUGGCUCGUCCAGCAUGCCUGACUGCGCCAAUGCUGUUACCUCGGCACUUGGUCUGAUGUUCUUUGACCCCCAAGGAAAGCUCUCGACCGUUACCAUCUCAAAGAAAGUCAUCCUCGACAAUGGAAUGUCGGCCGGCACUUUCGCCUCCCUUCGAGACGACCUUGCCCAAGCAAUUCCAGUGACCAUUGACCCCAACGAACUCCCCAAACGGGUAAUCGGGGUGGGCAACAAUGGCCGCGCCGUCUCGUGCUGCGUCCCUCUUUUGAAGGACACCCAGUACCACCCAAGCAACGCCAAGAACGCUGACGACGCAGACCUGAAGACAUCGACUUCACCGUCGAAUCGCCAACCUUCUGUGCGGUCUCGGUUUUCUGCCCUCUUGUUCCAGUACAUUUCAAGCUUCAACAGCAAGGUCGAUGCGCUCUCACAAGCCCACGCCGAUGUCGACGCCGAGCCAAGUGUUCCUACCGGUACUGUCCGACCAAUUGAUCACGCUAGCAUCAUCAAGGAGGCCAUUUUGGCAUCAAAAACCACGACCACCAACGACCCUGCGUCCGAAGCUCAAGAACGAGUCCUACUGUCCUGGCACAUACUCUUUGGCCAUUUCGUCACCCACCCGGAUGGGAGUGUCGAAUACGUUCUGGCUGAUUGUCGUUCGACCGCUUGGAAGACCAUCUUGAAGGCAAAACCGCAACUUGCCCUUCGUUUCUUCCACGAAGCCUUCGAGCAAUCCAUUAAAGGGCUCCAACCUACCCGCAAUGCUUACCAUGCUCUUUUCGACUGGGAUGUCCAUCGCGUCCAGGCAGCUGGGAUGGCGGCGAUCCAGGGAGCCAGCUUUACCACCAGAUCUCUGGUAAUGAACCAAUUCGAUGCACUGUCCUGCUUUAGUCUCCUCCAGUUCCUAUUUUCCGACAGGACCGACAAGGACUUGGCUUCGCAUAUUAACGAGGAUGAAGAAGGCUGCAUGCAAGAAGACAUGGGUGAGCAUGUCACAAAAAGGGCCUCCAAGAAGACCAAAUUGUACUCCAAGGGUCGCUGCGCCUCCGUUGCCGACAUCAAGAGCACCAUCUCCAACGUAGCACAACUUGCUGCCUUCGCAACCGACAAUUUCUCCAUGUCCAACAACACACCCUUUAUUCUGGAAUUGUUCGACACGGUCAUGGUUGCUUUGUCCCUGCCUGACGCCGUUCAGUGGCAGCAUGUGAUCGACCUCACGGAUGUCGCUGUCCACAUCCUCCAUGACCUUCAAACCGCCUUCCAGGUCAUUGCCUCCGAGGCCAAGGACUUCACUCUCCACGCUGAGGCACGACCACUGGGCACCAUUCAACGUGCAGAGCUAUUCUCUGGAGCCAGAGCCCAAACGCAGCUAUUGCUGGACAAGAUCGACGAAGGACUACAAAAUUGUCGCCGCCCCAACUACCCCAGGACAUCCGCCCUGAGUGCCCUGAUUUCUUCCACCAAGGCCCCCGACGCUUCGCCUUCCGGCAAGCAAUCCUCCGAGUCACUAACCUCCAAGCAAGACACGGUCACUUCACCUGCAAAAAAGCCAAAGCCUAGCAGUGAGGAAAGCAGCACUAGGGGUAUGCUGAUCUGCACUUCCACCGGUCGGCGAUGCCCGACCAAAAAAGGAAGGUCAACGGGAGGGUGUACCAAUCUCGUCCUGCUGGCGAGCAGGAGUCCUCCAAGGCCUGGGUCCAAUCGACUCCAAACGUCAAAUGGGCUCCUAGGCAAGAACUACGCACUGUUCAUUUCCUUCUCUCUCAUGGUUGAUUGUUGUUACCCCCACCAAGUGGCGGCCGCAUCAGUAAGCACUCUUACCCGCCAGGUCAACUACUAUUCGUCUUGUUCCGCACCAACGUCACAUAGCGUUGAUCCACAGGACGAGUGUGCUCUCCAGGACUAUGCCCCAACUCGGACGGUUUUCGACGAGCUUGACCCUGCGGACAUGCUUGUUGCGGAACGAUUCCGCCAUAUUCUGGAACAGGGCGCACGGGUAACACCUACCUUUACUCGGUCGGAACAAUCCCAAUUUCUUCGAGAUCUCCAAAGUAGAACUGCCCUCGCUGUGGAGUCACCAUACGGUAAGGACAGUAAGGACAGUAAUGACCGAUGUUUCAAGACGGAAAGUACAUUUCGCCAUACCUUUGUUUUUCUUUACAAGAGCGGCUACUUGGACACAACGACCGGCGAUCGCUUGGGCAAGGCCUUCUCCGGAGCUUUACUUCUUUGUCUGUUACUCAAGGGCCACGAGUUUGUCGACUUUCGGCCACUUCGUUCCGUCCUUCCUUCUGAUACACCAAUGGGCCAAGUCAUGCACUGUUGGAGCCGGAUGUUCACCGCCUGUUUGCUACAUUACAACUUGGACGUCGCUACUGCCGUUCGCUAUGUUGGGAAUAUACAUACAGGGGCCCAUUGUGAUUGGAACGCUUUGGAACCAGAGCUACGUGCAGCAUCAGUCGAUGACGGUCUUGUUGCAGAUUUACGGCGCGUGCUCGUUGACGGUUGUCCAAAUUAUGUCAAUGCUACGUCGUCCGAGAGGAAUCGGCGAUCCUUCGCCAAAUAUGGAAAUCACGACUUGGUUUAUACCAAUGUCAAAAAAACACAGAAAGCAGUCCAGAAGGAUUUCUCCCGAUCCCACAGCCUUGUUGGCAAUCCUCUGUUGACAUCUUUCCUACCGGAUACACAGCAGAUACCAAAAGGCCUCGGGGUUGUCCCAGGAAAGAGUGAUCGUCAAAUCUGUGAUGGCACUUUUCGCCCUUUGCUCGAGUCUAUCGCUCCCAACGAUAUGACAACCAAAGAUACGGAGCACAAGGUCGAAUUUCCAAAAUCACUUUGGAACCAUCUGGCAUACAUCUACAAUGCUCGGAUCAGCUACAAAUCGGAGGAACUUUACCUUGGUGACGACGACGUCUUGGGCGCCUUUCGCCACGGGAAGUGGAAUCCAAAUGUGAUUGGCAUGCAUACGUUCUCCAUUUUUGGUUUCCUGUUUUUUGCACUGGUUUGA